Malurus melanocephalus (red-backed fairy wren) is the source of this 1474-nucleotide messenger RNA. It is a transcript of the gene HAVCR2, whose product is annotated as hepatitis A virus cellular receptor 2. The transcript has 8 exons. Lineage: Eukaryota; Metazoa; Chordata; Aves; Passeriformes; Maluridae. The record is from RefSeq and is a predicted model, not a curated record. The coding region runs from base 486 to 1316 and encodes 276 amino acids.
GAGUAGCUCAUCCUAGAGAAGUGUUACUUGACCAGGUCCUGUCAACUUACCACAGUCUGCUAUGUAUUAUGUAAUAUUUUAUCCAAAUGCUGUUUUCUGUGGCAAAAGCAGGCUUGGGAAGCACUCUAGGGCAGUGGAUUGCUAGUAGUUGUGUCAGCUCAGUGGUGCUGUCAAGUUUCACUUACUGUCAUCAAACAGAUCUGGAAAAAAACGAGAAGCAGAUUUGUUUGGUGCUGCACCUUCAGUCAAAGCUCCACCAGCAGGAGCUCAGUACGCUCGUACCCUGCACAGCAGCACUUGGCUGUACUGCAGGRCACAGCCCAACAGCCCAACCACGGGCAAAACCAUCCAGAUCGCACUGAGAGGCACCCACAGCUCUGUCUGGAGAUGAUGUGCUGAGAAGGAAAACCAGAAGUUUACAAAGAAGAUCAUUUUUCUUGAAUGAGAAGGGCAAACGGGAGUGUAGAUUCUCAUCUUCAGCCACAAUGUUKCCGUAUGUCUGUGUGAACUGGAUUCUUCUCAUGCUGUUUACAGGAUCCACAGGAUCAGAAUUAGUUGUGAUAGGAGAGGUUGGCCAGGAUGUCACUGUGCCCUGCUACUACAGCGUCCACAACAGRAGGGACAUCACAUCCAUGUGCUGGGGUCGGGACCCGUGCCCCACAUCAAAAUGUUCCCGGACCAUUAUCUGGACAGAUGGCUGGAGGGUGACAGAGCAGCACAGCAGCAGGUACCAGCUGAAAGGGGACCUGCAGAAGGGGGAYGUGUCCCUGACGAUCGUGAACGCCAGGGAAGCAGACUCUGGCACCUAUUGCUGCCGUGUGGAGGUCCCAGGGUGGUUCAACGAUCACCUGAAUAACCACAAGGUUGUGAUAAACAAAGCGAGGAUCUCUACUGCAAGUCCUCACACUCACACCUCUGAACAGACCUCAGCUCCUGGCAGCACCAGUGGAUCCUCCUCUACUGUCACAAGGAUCUGGCCAUCGGUUUCUUCUUCAGAAGCUUCUCAGACUGCCUCUGCUCCCUGCUCAGGCUCCUCAGACUGCUUGGAUGUGACUGCAAACCUGCAGAACACAUCCGUGUCCCUUCCCAGCCAGCAGCACCSAGAGCAUGGGCUGUACAUUGGGAUYGGCUCAUGUGCAGCCCUUCUGCUCAUCCUGAUCCUGGCUCUGUUCCUCACUAAACAAUAUUUUUACAAUACAAAGAAGAUGAGUGACUUUACAAGCUAUGUUGCAUUUUGGAGGCCACAAGGCAUGGGGRGCCAUAGUGCCCUGGAAGAUGAGAUCCAUGCAGAGGAAAAUGUUUAUAUUGUACACUAAAGACUGGAUGCAUGGCUGCCUCAGUCACUGCUGGGACAUUWAAUAGUUUGCAAAAUGUUGGCUGCUCCCUCUGCUCAGCAGCUGAACAUGACUGCACAACUGAAGCAUUAUUCACAUCCUUUCAAUAAAACAAAUAAAAGCUACACUUUUAAUUAAAA